Cryptococcus deneoformans JEC21 is the source of this 2119-nucleotide messenger RNA. RefSeq lists its product as hypothetical. The record is from RefSeq and is a predicted model, not a curated record. The transcript has 3 exons. NCBI's taxonomy places the organism in Eukaryota, Fungi, Basidiomycota, Tremellomycetes, Tremellales, Cryptococcaceae. Bases 68 to 2008 code for a protein of 646 amino acids.
UCCUCAUCGUUUUGCCCAUUCAAUCCUUUAUUACUCUCUCACUUUUUCUCCACCCUCCACUUCCACAAUGACCUCGCCCGAUACACAGGAACGAGAAUGCGCGUCGACACGAGGUGCGGCACCAGCUCAACUUAGCUCAGACUCGCGCCUGACUUCAUUAUCCCCCGCCUCUGCUUCCGACUCACCUUUAUCUUCGUUCCCCUCAUCACAUCAAACACUCCCCGAACAUUCAAAAUCCCCUCGUGACGAUCCCAUUGCAUACGGCGGCCACCCUAAAAACAAAGACCGACCAUAUCCUCUCUCUCUCGUCCCCUUUGACCUCAGCGAACCUUAUGAGGUCUCCGAAUACCUUACUAUCCGCCCCUACGAUAAGGUGUGCCGAGUUGACUAUCUGGGCCAAUCCUGGGCCAAUGGGUACAGGGACGGGAUGAUCGUUGAUGAGCAAAGGUUCGACGACGGGCAUGUUCGUCGCUAUCUUGAUCGGUUCAUCCAAGAGAACCAGGAGAUGAUGGCUACCACGUUCUCACAUCAAGCAAAUUUGAAAACGGUCUUCUACGACAAUGAUGACAAAGAAUGGACGAAGCUAGAUCUAGUGGAUGUGUACAGACGGCGGACGGGGAAAGUUCUGGGAGUCCCCUCUCAAUCGCAAGACACCGCCGAAUCAAGAAUUGAUGGUGCCACUACUCCGGACGCCUCUCUCAUCGGCAGUGUAAAUGAUCCUAGCUCUCCCUCGGGCUGGAAAGAAAUGCUUUACGCAGUCAUCGAAGUGAAGUGGAUGCAAUUAGCGGAUCUUCUUACCGGCGAGGCUAAAAGUCAAACCGACGAGAAAGCUCUUAGUUACCUCCGCCAGGAAGGCGUGUUUCAAACUAUGUGGUAUGUCAUCUUGGGCUACGCCAUUUCGCGCUGCAUCUUCGGUCUCUCUAUAGUCAACGAAUACUUUUAUCGGGUUGUGUAUCUCUAUCGAGACUCGACCCCGGACAUUCCCGUACUUGCCCUAGAGGCAGAUAACGAGUUUUUGGAGAAAGUCAGACGACAUUUUGGACAUAUGCCAGAUGAUUACUCUGUCGAGGAACUCGCGGAGCUGCAAGACUUUUGGUCGUCGCCUCCCAAUUGUCUGAUCAGCGACCGUGCCAACGCCGCGUUGAAUAAAGAGGCGAGGUAUCACCUCGAUGCGACCAUCCUUUUGUUUCUUGCUCAUGCAGCGGCACUUCCAAUACAACGCUUCCUCAACGACCUGCCCCUCCCUUUUGCUCAUCAUGUUCCUGUUGAUGCGACCGCUCAUUCAGCCGCCGACAUGAGGUUGAAAGGAUUAGAGGCUGGGCGCAGGCGACACAGUCUUCAUUCGACCAAGAGGAACAAGCGCACAUUGGCGGCUUUGCAUGAUGAAGAGAAAGGUGAAGAGGACAAGCCAGGGGACGACAAGCCGCCUGGCAAGGAUAAUGAUGGCUCACAAGGCGGAAAUUCCGGCUUUGGGGGCGAUAAUUCUCGUGGGGGAGGGUCUGGUUCUGGCGGAGGGUCUCGUCCUGGUGAAGGGUCUCGUCCUGGCGGCAGGGGUAUAGGCGGAGGCUCCUCUUCUCGUCGUGCUGAGGCGUUUGACAGUCGAACGUCUACGGCGCCGCAAGAGUUCAGGAAGGACCUGGAGAGGCUAUCUGCUCCUGAGGAAAUGUUGGACAUGAAGACGUCCAUCAUGGCCUCCCUCCUCUCCAAUGACCGUGCCAACUGCUCUAGGGCUCUCUCCUCUAUCGACAGUGACUCCUCUGGACAGUUGGACUCGUCGUUUGACACGUCCUUCGACUCCAAUAAGGGAGCUCUUGUCCUUGACGAUCUUCCCGACAAUCCCCCCCAAAUAGUUAACAAGUCCGACCCUGUCGAUAUCGACCUUGAAGAUAUCGAUCCAGAGUCGGGCGAGCUUACGUUGGCGGCCUUUAAGGACCGCCUAACGAUGCUCGGGGUUCGGGUGAAGCUGGUGACUCGGGACCAGAUGGACGUCUUGUUGGCCCGAGGAUGAAGGGACAGCUUCGGCUGUUGAGUGGGCGGAUAGAGGAGAGUGGGAUAAUUUUUUUUGUUGUCAUAUUGGAAGUUGUAAAUCGGAUAGACAUUAUUAUCUUGUAGAGAUAUG